Clarias gariepinus (North African catfish) is the source of this 2116-nucleotide messenger RNA. It is a transcript of the gene eno2, whose product is annotated as enolase 2. The transcript is spliced from 12 exons. The record is from RefSeq and is a predicted model, not a curated record. Gene Ontology annotation, cellular component: phosphopyruvate hydratase complex. Bases 101 to 1405 code for a protein of 434 amino acids. Gene Ontology annotation, biological process: glycolytic process. Gene Ontology annotation, molecular function: phosphopyruvate hydratase activity; magnesium ion binding. Lineage: Eukaryota; Metazoa; Chordata; Actinopteri; Siluriformes; Clariidae.
CUCUCAUUGGCUCUCUCUUUCCAUUUUUUCCUGAGCCUGUCUCUUUGCUUAGGGUUUUCCUGCUUGCCUUUAGUGAGGAUACAAACGCACAGACGGCAGGAUGUCCAUUGUAAGCAUCAUUGCAAGGGAGAUCCUGGACUCUCGGGGAAACCCCACAGUUGAGGUGGACUUGAGGACUGAAAAAGGAUUGUUCAGGGCUGCUGUGCCCAGUGGCGCAUCUACCGGCAUUUAUGAAGCUCUAGAACUCAGAGAUGGAGAUAAUAGUCGUUUCAAGGGAAAAGGUGUACUCAAAGCUGUUGGCCACAUCAACGACACUCUCGGACCUGCUCUCAUUGAAUCUGGGAUCAGCGUGGUGGAACAGGAGAAACUGGACAACAUGAUGAUUGAGAUGGAUGGCACAGAGAAUAAAUCUAAGUUUGGUGCCAAUGCCAUUCUGGGGGUGUCGCUGGCUAUAUGCAAAGCUGGAGCAGCAGAAAAAGAAACUCCCCUGUAUCGCCAUAUUGCGGACCUGGCUGGAAACACAGAACUAGUGCUGCCAGUUCCUGCCUUUAAUGUGAUAAACGGUGGCUCCCAUGCUGGGAAUAAGCUGGCCAUGCAGGAGUUCAUGGUGCUUCCUGUUGGGGCAGAGUCGUUUCGCGACGCUCUGCGUGUCGGGGCUGAGCUCUAUCAGACUCUGAGGGGCGUGAUCAAGGAGAAGUAUGGACAGGAUGCCACUAAUGUGGGUGAUGAAGGAGGUUUUGCUCCAAAUAUCUUAGAGAACAGUGAAGCUCUUGAAUUGAUUAAGACUGCCAUAGACAAGGCAGGUUUCACUGACAAGGUCGUAAUUGGGAUGGAUGUAGCUGCUUCUGAGUUCUACCGUGAUGGAAAGUACGACCUUGACUUCAAAUCGUCUCCAGAUCCUGAAAGAUACAUCACUAGCGAGAAGCUCCUAGAGAUCUACCAGAGUUUUGUCAAUGACUUUCCAGUGGUAUCUAUUGAAGACCCUUUUGAUCAGGAUGACUGGGCUGCAUGGACUCGCAUGACUGGUUCUGUGGGAAUCCAGAUAGUUGGUGAUGACUUAACAGUGACAAACCCAAAGAGGAUAGAAAAAGCAGCUGAAGAACGUGCGUGCAACUGCCUGCUUCUGAAGGUCAACCAAAUCGGCACAGUCACAGAGGCUAUCCAUGCGUGUAAGCUGGCCCAGGCCAAUGGCUGGGGUGUGAUGGUCAGCCAUCGCUCUGGAGAGACAGAGGACACAUUUAUUGCAGAUUUGGUAGUUGGACUCUGCACUGGACAGAUCAAGACUGGAGCUCCAUGCAGAUCUGAGCGCCUGGCCAAAUACAAUCAGCUGAUGAGGAUUGAGGAGGAGUUGGGUGAUCAAGCCCGAUUUGCUGGCCACAACUUCAGAAAUCCCAGCGCUCUGUGAGAUGUCCUGCAGCUACAAAAACACGUCCACACAAAAACAACCACCAGACAAUAUGCACUGACCUAGACAGAGAUACACCAUUACAGAUAACACACCAGACAGAAAAGACAUCAUGCAAUGUAACAGACACUCAGUGAUUUUUUUUGCACUGAACACCCACUUUCAACUAAUCUUAUCUGUCAGAAGCCCAUGCACUGGACUACAGAGGACAAUAUGCAGAUGACUAUAAAUUGGACUGACCACAAACAUUUGAGCUCAUAGUAUGCAUGGCAGAAUGGACACACUGACUAGACAGCUGAGUAUUAGGUACAGGAUGUGGGACAGACCAUCACUGACAAAAUGACUAGAGACAGUGGAGAGCUCUGGAGUAAAAGGGAACAAAUGAUUUAUUAUUAAGUGUAGAGUAAAAUGUUUAAAUUUCAUUCAAAUUUAAAUUCAUCUUGGUGCAACAAUUUCACGGAUAUUGGUUUUAAGAAACAGUUUUCUUUAUAACUUGGGUAGGCUGACUGACCUUUGUCUAAGGUAAGAUUUUCAAUUGAAAAUGCAGCAAUUAUUGAAUUAACACAUAUGAAGAAACUGUAGGUGCAUGUAAAGAAAGAAAUCAAGAAAGACAAGAGCAUGAAUUAAAAAAAAAGCAGACUGCACUCUCUCAAAAAGAUGGAUCAUGAAGCUUAAACAUGCACACACACACACCACCACACACACACACCA